Molecule: messenger RNA, 1699 nt
Organism: Malania oleifera
Lineage: Eukaryota; Viridiplantae; Streptophyta; Magnoliopsida; Santalales; Ximeniaceae
Product: protein POLLENLESS 3-LIKE 2-like
Exons: 4
Coding region: 105-1427 (440 amino acids)
Molecular function (GO): protein binding
Source: RefSeq, a predicted model, not a curated record
AGUAUACAUUCUUCUCUUCCUCGCCGAGCUCUUGCUCUUCUUCUUCUUCUCCACGUCUGCAAUAUAAUCUGAAUCACGCAUAGGAAACCCUGGAAAUUAUAAAUAUGUUGCAGGAAAAAAACAUGUGGAACGUUCCUCCUGUUUUGAAGUCUUCUAAAUCCGCUCCUUGUUCACCAGCCAAACCUUCUGGAAUGAUGCUCAGAACUCGCUCUGAAACUUUCCAUGUCGCCCACAAAGUCCCAGUAGGCGACACUCCAUACGUGAGAGCCAAGAAUGUACAGUUGGUGGACAAGGAUCCGGAUAAGGCAAUUCCACUGUUCUGGGCAGCCAUUAAUGCUGGCGAUAGAGUGGACAGUGCGCUGAAAGAUAUGGCAAUUGUAAUGAAACAACAGAACAGGGCUGAGGAAGCCGUUGAAGCCAUUAAAUCCCUGAGAAAUCGGUGCUCAGAUCAAGCCCAAGAGUCACUAGACAAUAUACUUUUGGAUCUUUACAAGAGAUGUGGGCGGCUCGAUGACCAAAUAGCUCUUUUGAGGCACAAGUUGUUCUUGAUUCAACAAGGGAUGGCUUUUAAUGGAAAGCGCACUAAGACGGCCCGUUCCCAAGGCAAGAAAUUUCAGGUCUCUGUAGAGCAAGAAGCAACUCGCUUACUGGGGAACUUGGGAUGGGCUUUGAUGCAGCAGAACAACUACUUAGAAGCAGAGGACGCCUACCGCCGGGCACUUGUGAUUGCACCGGAUAACAAUAAGAUGUGCAAUCUGGGCAUCUGUCUGAUGAAACAGGGGCGGAUUGGUGAAGCCAAAGAAACCCUACGGCGGGUGAAGCCAGCAGUGGCGGAUGGCCCCAGAGGGGUCGACUCUCACCUCAAAGCCUUCGAGAGAGCACAACAGAUGCUCAGCGACCUCGAGUCUGAAAUGAUGAAUAAAAAAGUGGAUUGCAUCGAACAGAGGAAGCUCUUCGACGCUUUCCUCGGCUCUUCCUCCAUUUGGCAGCCUCAGCCUUGCAAAGAACAGAACCUGACACUUCCCAUUUCUCAGAAGUCGAAUACAAUUGCAGCCCGCGAUGACUUUGGGAAGGAAAACGUAAAUUCAAAUGUGACGGAUCAGCAUAGGAAUUCGCUGAACGUUGGAGCACGGCCUUUUUUUUCGUCGAUGUUCAGGAAGGACCAGUCAGUUGGGCAGGAGAGCCUAAAGAGGACGAGGUCUGAGAAGUUUGUGGAACCGGAGAAUAAGACGAGACGUAAGUCUCUCUCGCCGGAGGAAACAGAAGCAUGGGAGAAAUGGGCGGAUGUAUUGCCAGAUACCAAGGAAUUUGAGGAGGCUCUUAUCGCUGCAGUUCUGGGUCCCAUGAGUGAAACAACGGAGAGCGCCUCUGAAACAAGCACCAAAGCAAUUCUUCUGCCGGAGAUUGACAGGAGGUUGAAGGCCUGAGUUAGUCUUGAUGAAUUUCAGUUUUUUUCCCCAAAUGAUUGGCAUCAAAUAACACUUUUUUAACUCCAUUCAUUCUUUGAAUACGUAACUCUGCAGCGUUUUAUAUUCAAAUUUGGGUUGGUGGGUGUAAAAGUGUUUCAGCAACUCGGCAGAGCAGUUCUCAAGUACUGUCAAGCCGUUGUAUGUUUCAAUGGAAGACAUACAUUUCAAAUAUUGAAGUUGAAUGUGCCAAUAUGUAUGUAUCAAUCAAUGCUUUGAUUUUGUUUAGCAAA